CACACAGAUGGCACUUUAUGGAGUGAGAGGACUCAGUCCCAAGAAGUAAGGACGGUGUUAAGGAAACGGUCGAUGUGAUUGAAGAAGAGGGGAAGAGCAAUGGCACAAACUUUGUGGCCAAAUUUCCGUGUCUUAUCUCCCAGCAUAGGAAAAAGCUAAACAUAGAUACAAAUUCACCCUGUAGACAACAAAUUGCGAGAAGUAACGUACCGUACAAUUUCAUCUGUCAAUGCAUUAAACGUCCACCUAUUAAAUUCCAUUCCUUUUUUACCUUCUCUUUCCCUCCAUUUUUCGCAUGUUUUCAUAAGCCAACAUGGCUGCGUGAUUUCUUUUUCAUUUAAACAUCUUCCCAUUUCCAAACCGCAGUCUGCAAUUUGUCGUCUCUGUAAAUUUUAUUUAUAGGCCGGAUAUCUUGUGGGACAUGCUUUUCGGUGUGUACUAUCAUUAGUAUUUUCAAAUUUGAGAAGACUCCUUCCUAGUUUGUUUUGGGGUUUGGAAAUACUAUAUAUAAAUAUAUACAGAUAUAUCUAUUUGUAAGUUUGAGUAACAUGAAUUCCUGCUCCUCUAAAUUGAUCCCUGUAAAGCAAGAGCAGCAUGAAGUAAGAGGAUCCGAAAGAAAACUCUGCAGUUAUGCUGACAUUCCAGUGGUAGAUCUGAGCAGUGAUAGUGAAGAUGAAGGGGAUUGUGUGAACAAUAAAAAUAAGAGGAAACGGGGAUCCACAGCCACAGAUGAGGAUGGAAAUGGUUGUUGGUCUGGUCAGAAGAGGAGCGCGGUUGAUGGUGAUGAUGAUGAAGCUGUUGUUCUGCCUGCUGGGUUUUUGGAUCCUCUGCCACCCAUAUCAGCUAAACAACCUCAUAAGCCACCGCAAAACUCUGUCACGGUAUCGUUGCUCCAACCUCAGGGAAAAUCUUCGAACAAGGAAUUCUGGAAGGCAGGAGAUUAUGAAAGCAAUUCCAAAGAUACCCAGAAAAGAUCAGGUGGCAUUGAUCAUGUUCGAGUUCACCCUAAAUUUUUGCACUCAAAUGCAACUAGUCACAAAUGGGCUUUAGGAGCUUUUGCAGAGCUCCUGGACAAUGCAUUGGAUGAGGCUUGUAAUGGAGCAACGCUGGCAAAUAUUGAUAUGGUAUUGAACCAGAAAGAUGGCUCUCCUAUGUUACUGAUUGAAGAUGAUGGAGGUGGGAUGGACCCUGAUAGAAUGCGGGGUUGCAUGUCACUUGGAUACUCAGCCAAGAGCAAAAUAGCAAAUAUGAUUGGCCAAUAUGGCAAUGGUUUUAAAACCAGUACUAUGAGACUGGGGGCAGAUGUAAUUGUCUUCUCAAGAUGUCGUGGGGGGGAAGGAAAGAGUUGGACGCAAAGCAUUGGUUUGCUGUCUUACACAUUCUUGCGGAGUACAGGACAGGAAGAUAUAGUAGUCCCUAUGGUUGACUAUGAAGUUAAAAGAGAUGGACCAAGACAACUCUUACGUUCUACUGCUGGUGAUUGGUGUCGGAAUUUAGAGACUAUAAAACAGUGGUCACCAUUUUAUAGCGAAGAUGAACUCUUACGGCAGUUCAGUGGAAUGGGAAAGCAAGGUACACGGAUUAUUCUCUACAAUCUUUGGGAUAAUGAUCAGGGUGAAUGUGAACUGGAUUUUGAAACAGAUAUAUAUGACAUUCAAGUCAGAGGUGCUAACAAGGAUCAAAAGAUGAUAGAAAUGGCUCAUUCUUUUCCAAAUUCUAGACAUUACCUCACCUACAAGCACUCCUUGCGGAGUUAUGCUUCCAUCCUAUAUUUGCGACUCCCUGCUGGAUUCAGAAUCAUAUUACGUGGGAAAGAUGUACAACAUCAUAAUUUGGUGAAUGAUUUAAUGUAUACUCAAGAAGUUACGUACAAGCCUCAAGGAGCAUCUGACAUUAAUCAUAAGGAGAACAAUACGAUUGUUGUAACAAUAGGGUUUGUGAAGGAUGCAAAGAAGCAUAUUGAUAUCCAAGGGUUCAACGUGUAUCACAAGAAUCGAUUGAUAAAGCCAUUCUGGAGGAUCUGGAAUCCUGCAGGAAGUGAUGGGCGGGGUGCCAUUGGUAUUUUAGAGGCCAAUUUUAUUGAGCCCGCUCAUGAUAAGCAGGGGUUUGAACGCACAACUGUCAUGGCAAGACUCGAGUCUCGAUUGAUUGGCAUGCAGAAAAAAUACUGGGCAAGUAACUGCCAUUUAGUUGGCUAUGCUCCUAGGGGUACCGGUAAACAGAAGCCUGAAAAAGAUUCACCCUCAGCUACAAAAGAGACAAAGUCAACUGAAAUUCUUAAGUCCUCUUCUACAAAUAAUGUAGAACCUGUACCUUUAGAUAAAGAUCCGAGUCCUGCUGUGAGGCAAAUUGAAAGUAUGGUCUGUGAAAGUUGGCAAGCGGAUUGUGAUAUUGUGCAAGCAGAUAGGCAAAGUGAUUCAUGCCAAAUACUUCCUGAACUGAUGAAUUCUCCCUAUGAAGAUACUCUACACAGACAGUGUGCAGCGCCAUCACCGCAAAUGCUAAGUAAAUCCUUGCAAUCUAGAAAGAAAAUUAGUGGACAACAAAAGUCUCCACAAAGAUCUUUGAGUUCUCUUGAAUCGCAUUCUAGAGAAAAUUCGCAAAUACAGGUGUUCCAUUCCAUUCCUUUAGAGAUUCCGGAGCAACUUCAGGUAAUAGAGCAAUCCCAAGAUUUGCAGAAAAUAUCCAUGCAAUCUGGAAAGUAUAUUGUUGGUCAACAAAAAUCUCCACAAAGGCAUUUUGACUCUUCUGGACAGCAUGCUAGAGAAAUUCAGCAACUGGAUGAGGUCCACGCCAUUACUUCAGAGCUUCUGGAGCAACAGCAGGCAGCAGAGAAAUCUCAAAAUUUGCAGAAAAAAUCCCUGCAAUCUAGAAAUCAUAUUGUUACACAGCGAAGAUAUCCUCAAAGACAUUUGAAAUCUCCUAUACUACAUUCUAGAGAAAAUCAGCAAAUGCCUGAGGUCUAUUCCAUUCCCUUAGAACAUCCAGAAAAACUGCCGGUUGCGGAGCAAUCUGAAGACUUGAACAAACGAUCCUUGCGAUCUAGAAAUCAUGUUGGUGAACGGCAAAAUUCUUCUCAAAGCCGUUUGGAUUCUCCUGAACUCCAUGCUUGUGAAAAUCAGCAACUACGCGAAGUCCAUUCCAUUCCUUCACAGCUUCCUGAGCAACCACAGUUCAUGGAGCAAUCUCUAGAUUUGCAGGAAGGAUCCCACCAACCUACAAGUCAUAUUGCUGGACAAGAAAAAUCUCCACAGAUAUGUUCUAAAUCCUCUGAACUGCAUGGUAUAGGAAACAAUCAACUGCAUGAGGUCCAUUCCAUUCCCUUGGAGCAUCCUGAACAACUGCAAGGCACUUCCCCUGCUACUCCAGCGUUAUACUUGCCAGAAAGUGAACCCUUACAUUUUGCUGCAUCUUUAGUAUCUUCUCCAAUCUCUAGACCUCCCAACGAGGUCCAUUCCAAUCCCUUGGAGCUUCCUGAACAACUGCAAGUCACUUCCCAUGCAAAUCCUGGUUUAUUCAUGCCAGAAAGUGAACCUUCACACUUUUCAGCAUCUUUAUCAUCUGCUCCAAACUCUAGACCUCCCAAUGAAGUACAUUUGGAUCAAAUAAACAGGCAAUCGGAUUCUGUAGUUGCUGCUACACAAAUUUCACAGGUUUCAACAAGGAUUGUGAUAGACAGAAUUGACUCAAGCUUCACAAAUGCAAGUGCUAUCACAUGUGCUGAACUUGGAUCAAGCUUAAAUUUACAGAGUCAUGAUGCCAGUCAUGAAUUUGGUUCAAGCUCUAUACAUGAAAAUCAUACUGAUGUUGGGAGUUUUCAUAUCAAUGCUACUUGCCACAAGCAACUAGAAGAUGAAAAUAAGCAACUGAAAGAAAGGAUAAGGAUGUUGGAAGAAACCAUCCUAAAAAGAUUAGAGAUGGAGAUUGAAAAAAAUAUAAACCUUCAAGCCCAUAUUGUGAAAUUGGAAAAAGAACUUGAGGCUAGCCAGAGAAGAUUAUCAGUUGAAACUUUGCAGAGGAAUUUGGAGGAAAAUGAACUUCGAAAUAAACUGAAGAAUGCUCGUCUUCGCAUACAGGAGCUUGAACAGAAUAAAAAUGGCUUUAACUAGCUCAGAAUGAACAAGGUUUGAUGAUCUUUUCAAAUCCAUUGACAACAUGUUAUAUUCUUCUUAUGUAAAGUAAGACUGCUUGUGAAAAUUUCUAAAUGAGCACCAAGGCUCUUAGUUUUGAAGCCUCGUACAUAACACCAAGGAUAAUUGAGAGGGGAAAAGCAGCGGGGCAAAUGGUUUUGUCCCUCAGCAUUUUUUGAUAAUCAAUACCAAUUCUUUGGAGAGAGCACUGUUAUUUUCAAGAAUAUUGACAUGGUUCUUACAUCUAACAAAAUUUUUAUUUAUGUUGGUCAUAUGCACUACUCAGAGAGUUGCAUAAUAUUUCCUCACAAGAUAAUAAAAAGCGGGGAGGGUAUUAGGAUAAAUAGGGUAUAAGCAAGCAAUGUGUGUUACAUUGCUUGCUAUUAGCUGGAAGUAAUUCUUCCUAAAUUCCAAUUGACUUCAAGUCAAGCACUUUGUUGUCAAAACAAUUCUACAAUUUAUAUAAUAAUUUUUGUACCACCACCACAGUUUGAUUGCAGAUCAUCAAGGCAGUGCAGAUUGUACGAGUAAGGUACUGGUUUACUUAAUGUGAAUGGCAAUUUUAAGCAAUCUGAGUGCAUCAAGAAUUGUUGCUUUUACAUUAUAGGCAAUUGAUUGAUGGAUGAUAUAUCAUUCUUUUGUUAAUAUUCUGUCUUCAGCUAUACAAUUGUACAUUAUGAUAUAAGAAAUA
This is a messenger RNA of Cryptomeria japonica (Japanese cedar), 4821 nucleotides long. RefSeq names its product protein MICRORCHIDIA 5. Gene Ontology annotation, molecular function: ATP hydrolysis activity. Bases 549 to 4109 code for a protein of 1186 amino acids. Gene Ontology annotation, cellular component: nucleus. The record is from RefSeq and is a predicted model, not a curated record. NCBI's taxonomy places the organism in Eukaryota, Viridiplantae, Streptophyta, Pinopsida, Cupressales, Cupressaceae. The transcript has 20 exons.